AUGAAAAGGGUGGUUCUACUGGUAGCAGCUUUGUUUGUAAGCUCGGGCCUGGCCCAAACGCCGAUCGGAUGCCGUGAUAAUAAUGGAAACCCGGUUGAUUGGUCAGUUUUUUCGCGCUUGAUCGGAAAUUCGGCUUGGAACGUUAGAAAUCGCUGACAGACAGACACCAACAAAUUUUAAAAAAAAAAUCUCCAUUGAUUUUCUGGAAUUUGACCUAAAAGUUCAUCUACAGGUUCGUUUUCUACAAGCUGCCACAUCUGUACAAUCACCCGGACAACAAGCAAAUUUCCAAUGGUUCGGCUUUCAUGUACCUUGACGUCAACAACAAGGCGUGGGUGAGUCAUUUCGAAGAAUUUUAUAUUUCGUUUAAAAUUGUACUGGAAAUUUUGUUUUCCCUACACAUAGGAAUGGUAAAUCUUGAUUUUAAAAAGAAAAAAGUCAGGUUUUGUAAAGUUUUCCAACUUGAAUCUCUAGAUAACCGAAAAUUUUCACUAAAACAAGCCAAAACUUGGUUUCGAAAAAUCGGUUUUUAAAAGCCGAUAGUUCUUCUUUCUUCCAUAAAAAAACAACUAGUGGUGGCUUUUUUCCCCUUUUCCAAAACAAUUUUUGAAAAAAAUUACUCUUUUCGAGGUUUUUGUUUGAACUUUUCCCAUACCUUUUCUACUUCCUAGUCUCCAGAAAAGCUAAUUUGCCAAAAACUUGCUAAAUUUGCCCUUUUUGUUUUCAGAAACUAAUGGAAAUGGGUCUCGACGCGCCAAACCAGGCUCUCUACCACACCCUACAGCAAUACUACACAAUGGAUCAAACAUCGGUAAUGAAUAACAAAUUAAUGUCAAAAUAUGAAUCGGAAUAACUUGCAAAUAAAUGCAAAAAUUUAAUUUCAGACGUUCUCGAUAAUGUACAAUGACGAAUGGCCGAACAGCACAAUUUGGAGCAACGAUUCGGGUCAUUGCAAAGGUUUUGGAACACUUUUGAUGUAUUUCAUAGUACCAGUUCGCCAGGAUUUGAAAAAAAUUCUGAUCUUUUUUUGCCAUUUUUAAAGAUCCCAAAUAUCCCCCAUUCACGAUUUGGAACAAAAUGAUUUCUCUGCCCUUUUUCUCUCUACAUCCCUCUUUUUUCACUUGCUCUUUUUGUGGUGAGAGAAAAGAGCGCACAGACAAGUCAGACUGUUUCAAGUCAUGGUGAAUGGAGUAUACAUAAAAUGGGUGCGAAAAAAAAAUUGGAAAAAGAGCUUUUCUUAAUUUUAUCUUUUACCUGUAGAAAACGUUGAAUAACCGUUAUAUAGUUUUCCAAAAAAAACAAUUUUGAAUUUCUGUAUUUUCUUUUUUUCCAACCGAUCCCAUCCUCAUUUCCUUAUGAAAAGGGCUAUUUCUAAACUAAUUCUCCAAACGGGAAAAUUAAGCUUCCAGGAGUAUCGGUAUUCAAUCAGAGCGGUGGCUUCUGGCUGAUGCACAGUAUUCCGAAAUACCCGAGUAAUGUCACAUACGAUUUUCCGCCAAACGCCCACUACUACGGUCAGAUGGGCAUUUGUGUCUCAUUUCCUCUGGCUACGCUUGGUGAUAUUGGUAAGGUCCCUUUCAAGCCCACUUUUAAAUUUUGAAAAACGAAGGAUGAAAGCUGAAAGUUUUCAUAACAGCUUCAAUGGUGCACAGCUUCUUCUUAACAAAGUUUUCAAAAAUAUCAAGCUUACCAGGGAAUGGUCUCAGCCCACAGUGGGACUUCUGAAUGAGACCAAGUUUACUAGAUGUAGUUUUUCACGCUGAUUCCAAAUCUGGUCUCAAAAGUUGCCCAAUACGUCUGAAAAAAAAGUUAUGGACCCUUAAAAGUCGAAAUUUUUGAUAUCUCCGAUUGAGCUAAUAUUUGGAGGAUAUGUAGUCAUAGGGCAACUUUGGGAAUCAGCGUGAAAACCUACAUCUAUCAAACUUGGUCUCGUUCAGAAGUCCCAUUGGGUCCAGAGACCAUUUCCUAGUUAGAUAAUAUUUCCAAUGUAUCAAAUGCAAGAAAGAUAUUACUGUACCGUCAAAAAAGAAAAUUAGAAUUCAAUAAAGAUAUCAUUUUCGAAGUUUCCAGCCACUCAACUCUUCUUCUACCGUCCAUUCACCUAUCAAAUCAAUCUACCCGACACUUUUGCUAAUACGUUCCCAAUGCUAGUUCGAGUGAAGAAUGGGGAAUAUCAACAGGUAGAAAAAAUAAGGAAGCUUCUACAACUAAAAAAAAACUUUAAGACUCAACCCUACACAAGUUUGAAGUUGUUGAGGAGUGUUGGAGGGUCGUCGUUUCAGCAUUUCGCCAAAGCUGGCGCUUUUGGAAAAGGUUGGUCUUUUGCCUAAUAAAGGUCUUGAAGGUAUACUUUUUUUAUAUCGAUUAUUUAUCUCAAAAUAAAUUUUUUUUAAUUCUCGUCUCAAAAAUCAAUAGAUUUUCAGCUUUUUCCUGUUCUUUUAAUUAUUUUUUGUUGAGAAAUAGUGAGCUACUACUUGAGAAUAAUAACGAACGAUUUAUAUUUCUGAAAGGCUGUUAAAGGCGCCGAGAUCAAAUUUAUAGAGGUCCCGAGAAGAAGAGCCGUUUCCAUUGGUAAUUCAGCUCAUGCAAGGCUUCUGCGCCUUUAAAAACCACAAAAAUUAUUUUAAACUUUAAUUUACAACCUUCUAGUUCAAUUGUGCGAAAUUCAUUGAUGAAUAUAAAAAUAUUUCAGACCUUUACUACGAUUUCGUCGCUCCAACACUUCGCACCUCGUUGAAAGUUCAAUCUUGGCAACAUGGGAACGCCUCGUCCAACUUAUUUUCCUGGUGCAACGUCGGCGAUACCCAAGAUGUUGGUUGACGCCUUGAAACAUUUGAAAAUGAAUGUACCUAUGAAAUAAUUUAGGUUCUGAACGCUGAGGACAUUGCUUUGCCGUUCAACGUCAACUUUACUAAUUACGAUGAUCAUUCCAAGUUUGCCGUGGCAUUCAGCCCAUCGUACAACGCGAAUCCACCGCCAUACGUUUGUAUUGGCGAUAUUAAUCGACAGGUUUGUUCGAAAACUAGUAGACAGUAUUAGCAAGAACUUCAUCGAAUCGAAAGUUCGAAGACAAUGUGGAAAAAAACGUUUGGAUUCUUAACGGAAUGUUCUACCCAAAAAAAAAAAAUUGUGAACCCUCGGGCCAAGUCAAGGGGCUCAAAAAGGUCGCAGAAAGGCAGCAGAAGGGCAGACCUUUAUCGACCCUUCCAUUUUUCUGGAAACUUUAAGGCUCAAGAAAUAGUGGAAAAGGGAGAGGCAGCAAAAAUGAUGCACAAGAGCCGAUGAAAUGGCGCAAAAAGUCACCCAAAAGGAAAAUUUCUAUGGAACCUUUUUCGAUCCUUUCCGACUUUGCCUGCUAAAAAAAACUUUUAAAAAAAUCAUUUUUUGCAAUAUCUUAUCUAAAAGCCUCCAAUUUCUUCAUUCAGGUCCAUCAAAUGGCUCGAGGCGGGGGAACGAUGUGCUUAGGCGACUACAGUCUUCAUUACAUGUAUAGUACAGUCAUUUCAAGGACUUACGCCUGUGAUGGAACUCACAGCCGAAAAUGA
Molecule: messenger RNA, 3545 nt
Organism: Caenorhabditis auriculariae
Lineage: Eukaryota; Metazoa; Nematoda; Chromadorea; Rhabditida; Rhabditidae
Source: the annotation of a GenBank genome assembly